AUGUCACAUACCUUAGUCAACCGCAACGUCGCAAUAAGCAGGGCGAGUUCCACCCCAGCGCCCCUCGCUCAGAGCCCCCCACAACCAAGGGCUCGGCAACGCCGCAUACCCCGAGUUCCACCCCAGUUCCACCCCCAGGCCUACCCUGCCGACACAGCACCCCGGGAAAACACCUUUCAGCCCCAAAACGCGCAAGAGAUCCCUGGGCAGGCCCUGAACCCCGACGCCACCGCGCACGCGGCCACACACGACUUCCCCGGCGCCACGAGCGUGGACGUCCACGCCGGGUUGGGGAAGCCUGUGCAAGGGCAGACAAGUGCCGAGAGGCACGGGGCGAACCUCGGUCGCCGCGACAAAGAGAGCGUGGGACUUGAGGGCGUUGGCACUUCUGGCAAGGAUAAUUUUAGGUAG
Messenger RNA from Colletotrichum orchidophilum, 411 nucleotides. RefSeq lists its product as uncharacterized. Bases 1 to 411 code for a protein of 136 amino acids. The record is from RefSeq and is a predicted model, not a curated record. The transcript is spliced from 2 exons. NCBI's taxonomy places the organism in Eukaryota, Fungi, Ascomycota, Sordariomycetes, Glomerellales, Glomerellaceae.